This is a messenger RNA of Oncorhynchus kisutch (coho salmon), 2593 nucleotides long. It is a transcript of the gene tsr2, whose product is annotated as TSR2 ribosome maturation factor. Bases 46 to 582 code for a protein of 178 amino acids. The record is from RefSeq and is a predicted model, not a curated record. Lineage: Eukaryota; Metazoa; Chordata; Actinopteri; Salmoniformes; Salmonidae. The transcript is spliced from 5 exons.
AUCACUCACUGGUCACUCGUCAUGUAAUGCCUGAUUAUUUUCAAAAUGGAAGCGCAGAAGACUGCACGUGAACUUUUCACUGAAGCAGUGAGAGCAGUCCUAGAAACGUGGCCUGUUUUACAGAUCGCAGUUGAUAAUGGCUUUGGAGGCGUGUACGGCCAACAGAAGGCAGAUUGGAUGGUGGAUGUGGUCCAACAAUAUUUUCAUGACAACGCAAACCUGCAGCCAGAUGAAGUGGAGGACUACAUAGCAGACCUUAUGAACAAUGAGUUUGAUACAGUGGUGGAUGAUGGCAGUUUACCUCAGGUGGCACAGAAGGUUAGCCAGAUCUUUACACAGUGUCAACAAGGAAAGCUUGCAGAGGUCAAAGAUCAGAUAGUCAAACUUAACAAGAGUGCAGAACGAGCCAAGGUCACACACCAACCAAACGCUGAAGAGUGUAAUGGCGAUGAAACAGAGUUCAUGGAGUGUGAAGCAGCAACGUCAACAACCCCCCCGCGUAGAUCGGCACCCAAACAGACAGAUCAACCCCCGUCUCAAGAGGAAAAUGAUGGUUGGACGACAGUGGUGCGCAGGAAGUGACAUUACUGUGGAAGUGCUGAGUGAAUUGGGAUUUUACUGCCUCCUAACACUGUCGCCGUUUUGUUUUAUACGUGUCUCUGAUGGUUCUGUCAUAUUGGGAGGACGGACAUAUGUUCUGAUAACCUGGACACGUAACCUAUACCUCGAGUUCACAUUCAUGCAGGUGUCAGGUCACUCUUAUCAGGGCAUCUUCUGAGGAACUGUCACUGUUUACAGGAAUUUCAGUAGUGAUUAAAUAACCAUCUAUAGUGUGUAUAUAUAUACACACAUCACUCACCUACAAUGCCGAGGCAGGCCCCCACCCCUCUGAGGGGUUGGGUUAAAUGCGGAAGAUAUCAGUUGAACAACUGACUAGGUAUCUACUUUCCAAUAGUAUGUAUUACUGAGUAAGGGAUAAAGUGUUCCUUUGCACUGAUCCAUGUUCUGAUCCAUGUUCUAUUUUCAUAUCAAAUUGAUAGAGGUCUACCUGCUAAAUAAAUUUAGAACAGCCAACUUAAGAAUGGUGAAUUUAUUUAAUGUACUUAAUUCACCAUCUCUUGGCCGCGUGACAGUGGCAUACAGUACUCUGAAUCUGGUUUAAAGAUUUAUUCUGAAGAAUACAGGUUGUAAGAUAUCUGGUCUUUCUUUCAGUCAUGUUUAAACACAUUUUAUGUUCACAAAAUAAGCAUUCCACAUACAGUUUGGCGACAUGUAUAAAACAAAGUGAAGGAUUUUUUUUUGUAGACUUUUUUUGUACACCUGGCAUAUCAAGGCACUAUUUUAAAUGUGACUCAGCACAAUGAGAAGUAGAUCAUCCAUUUUAAAACAAACUACAGAUAUCAUAUUCAUCCCAACCAUUUAUAGAACCUGUAAUGCUGCUUUAAUAAAUACAAAGAAUCUGUAGAUUUAGGUUACUGCUACUUAUGUGCUCAGAGUAAUGGUAACAUCAGUUUAUAUUAACUUUAGAUAAAUACUCAACGUUUCAUUUAGAAAAGAUCUCCAUCUAGGCUGAGAAUAACCACACUGACUUAGUGUUACAGUAUGGACUCAGUGGUAUACAGUAAAGGUUAGACGCAUGGUAGUUGUGUUGUGGUGGUGGACAGUAGUCUACAAGUUGAGCCAGGGGUGCUGCAAACACUGAGCGGCAGUGGCUCUCUUCUCUGGUGUGACGUCCAGCAUGGUGAGGAGGAAGUCACUGAACUGGGCCGCCUGCUCCAGUGGCCACUCAUACUUCUCCAAUAGCACCUCAAACAGACCCCAUGGCUUCAGGUUGGCUAUGUGCCUCAGCUCACCUUCAGGAGGGAAAACAAAACAUUAAACCACAAAAAUAGGGACAUAGUCUCUCAGAUCAUCAUUUUGGGGGCUGCCGAGUGGCGUAGCACUUUAAGGUACUGCAUCUCAGUGCUAGAGGCGUCAAUACAGACCAGGCUGUAUCACAACCGGAUGUGAUUGGGAGUCCCAUAGGGUGGCGCACAAUUGGGUUAGGGUUUAACUUCAUUGUAAAUAAGAUGUUUUUCUUUAGCUGCCUUUAACUUGCCGAGUUAAAUAAUAACUCCUAUUAGGCACCAUACAGAUAUGUCAGCUUGUGCUAGUCAUUUUGAGGAUAUUUCUGUCGACAUCUGUUCUAGGAACACUGAAGGAAAAUAUAUUGUGGUACAUUCUAAGCAGAUGAGUAAUACGAGACAGGACAUGUUGCAGUACUACAAUUCACAUCUAAAUCAGUCUGAUAUUUCUUGUUGACGCAUUGCUCAACGAGGCAUUUUUCUCUUGAACCACAGACUAUUCUGUGACAUAGCUUUUACAUACAGUACAAAACCAUUACGGAUACAUUUGACUGUUUUUUGCACUUAUUUUACUGUCAGACUUACCUCGCCUGUCAAAGUAUUCUCGUGAAUAUCUCCCAGACAGAGCAAAAGGGGGCGGAAUGGCUCCCAUUAACUCAAUGAUGUGUGCAAUGUGAUCUGAGAGAACAAAAGAAAGCAUUACGUCCCUGUUAAAUUCUCAUUAAAAUAACUCACUAUGUAACAAUUAA